AUGUCAUCAAUGUUUGAAAUAAAAUUAGGAGAACCGCGACCGAAAACAAGUUGGGUGUGGCCAUAUUUCGAAGUAAAAACUUUACAGGAUGGUGAAAGUGUAGCAACUUGUAAUAUUUGCAAUAAAACUUUUAAACAUGGCGGAUCCACUUCAAAUUUAAUAAAUCAUUUGGCUAAAACUCAUAAAGUGUUCAAGCCUGACAAUACUUCAAGUAACGGUGGUACUAAUAAUAAUAAUAAAAGAGGAAGUUAUAGCAGUGUUAGUGGUUUAAAUGAACUCGCUGCAAAUAAUUUCGGAGGUGGAUUUGGUUCGAAUAUUAACAAUAUUUAUGAUUUUCAUCAACAAAAUUAUCAAAUAUUACAACCUCAAUAUAAUUUAGAGGAAGAAAUGUUACAUCCUCAUCAUCAUCACAUAGAUGGCGCAAAUAUGAGGAAAUCUAAACAACAGAAACUAAAUCAUCCGUUGGAUUUCUUAUUUGGAACUUGGUACGGUGAAGGAAGCGGUAGAUUUGAAGGUAUCAAUGAUUUUAUUUAUAAUGAAGAAAUUACCAUUUAUCCUGAUGAAGCUGGCAGAGGUUGGUUAUAUUAUAGGCAGAAAACAUGGAAUCCCAUGAAAAACAAUUCAAAUUUUCACAGCGAAAUGGGAUAUAUUCGAACGCCUGGGAUGAGUGAUAAAGUUGAAUUGGUUUUGGCUCAACCUACAGGUACCUUUAGAUUAUUUCAAAUCACUGGAAAGAAAAAAGAAAGUUGA
Molecule: messenger RNA, 750 nt
Organism: Funneliformis caledonium
Lineage: Eukaryota; Fungi; Glomeromycota; Glomeromycetes; Glomerales; Glomeraceae
Source: the annotation of a GenBank genome assembly